AUGACUCGAUCUCGUAAAAUAAAGUCUAAUUCCUGGUAUACAAAGCUAGACAAUGCGACUUGUCUCUUAUCCUUCAUUGUUAACCGCCUGCCAGAGGAUGCCAUCGAAGGACCAGAAGCAGUAGACCAGGAUGUGGAGCCAGAUGCUGAUACCAAUCAUAUAGACGACUAUGAUGAUCACCAAAACUAUUUGGAAGAUGAGUGUUGCUUAGACAUCGAACGCGACAAGCAGCAAGCUAUAUCCAAGUUACAAAACAACUUACUUGAUCGGCUGGCAGAGACGCUGGCAAGGUACAAGUCGAAGCCCGGGCAAGGAGGUAAGGAUGCAAAACAUGUUGCCGCUACGAUGAUGAUACCAUUCGAGGAAGAAGAAUGGGUCGAGAUUGUGUGCGCGAAGAAUGAAGGAUUGGAUCGUGCGGAUGAGAUAUUCCUUCAGAAGUGGAAGAAGUGCAUGGAAAGGAUGGCCAUCAAUGGGGUUCCUUCUGAAGAUGAUCAGAUUGCAAUGUUUGACUUGGUGUUUAACCAUCAGAAGCCUCGCGUCGACACGUACAUCUCAUGGCUGAAGCGUGCAUUCGAGCGCACUAUGCCUUCCACUUCGCAGCCUUUUCCGUUCAUGAAUGCCAAUUUCAAAUCUAUUACGGAUGCAUACCCUUUGGCUAGAAGUAGGAGUUGGAUUGAUGCACACGACCUUGUCUAUGACAUCCCUAUCAAUGCGUUUACUGGGGAAGACGAACAGCCUGAAGCGCCUUCAAUCGCGGCGGCACUUACGAACAUUGAUGGCCCUCUCUCACGGAUAAUGGACAAUAUUAACACCCUCUGUGGGUCAAACAAGGUGGAGAGUGCCCGUGAUAAUACAGUGAAAUGUCUUAUGAAAGACGUAUUCGAGCAGUGGCAGGGUAUCCGUACGCGGGCUGCAAUUAGGGCCUACAUCCAAUGCCAGUUAUCAGGCGAUAAGGCGGCGCAAAAAGAUGCACAAAAUGCACUCACUCGCCUUGGCAGAGUUUACAGGUGCAUACAAACAUUUGUACACGCGGCAGAGAAAAUUCCAACUCUGAAAUCGAUCACCAUUACGCCAGUCCGCUACAGACCUCCGAAGAACAAGCCUGGCCAGCCAGGAAGGCCACCAACUCCCAUUGAAGUGGCAAGACACAUGGGAAUUCAAACCAAAGCGAUGACCAAGCAUCUGAGUGACCCUGGAGAGAGAUGGACUAACAUAUGGGACGAGAAGCAAGAUAAAUAUCACUUUCACGCCGAGAUUCAAGCCUUACAGUAUCACGAUGCCCAAUUACCUACCGAUAGGCAGCAACGCGCACAUCCCUACGUCGGCUGCAGUAGGCGAAAUUGCGCAUUCUGCUAUCUGUUCAUCCAGUCCCACCGGAAAUUUGCGGUUCGAGGGACGCACGAAUCAAUCUUGCAUCGCUGGGAUGUUCCACGGUGCGCUUCUUUCGAGCCCGUGAUAGAUCGCCUUCUGGUAACCCUGAAGGAUGUCAUCCAGUACCUGCUUGGACAGGUAUAUCCGAUUCGGGAGCGAGAGCUCCGUGCUCAAUCUUCCAAGGCACUGUCCUCCGCGCAGCUCGUCAUGGAGAAAGAGUAUGCGAACAUGGAGCGAUCGCCGCGUGACUUUCUGUAUUUAGGCAUGGGCCGUUCUGUGAUGGGUGACAGACCGCUGAUCAUCAAAUUGCCCAAAACCCCAGGCUAUGCAGAUGUCAGCUAUGGUACGAAGGAUCCCAGGAGGAGGACGCCAAUGGCAACCAUGACACUCCAAGAUGCGGAAGUGCUUGAGGAGAAUUACCUGCGGUCCAAAGCCGGCCUGGAACAUCGUGGUCAACAACCCCGGCCCACACGCAUCCAGAAUCAUACCAACUGUCGGCAGUGUGGUAAGUCAGCUGGCUACCGCUGCUCUGCAUGUCUGGUUAGGUACUGCUCAAGGUCCUGUCAGCGCAAGAACUGGAUCUUGCACGUAUUUGUUUGCUGUGUUAGCAAUCGGCCAAACGAGGUCGACCGGCUCAGGAUACUCGCUCGGCAGUGGGCUGAAGCAGGGGACCAGGGGGAUGGGAAUGUCCAUUCGCAGAUACUAGAAGGCCUUUUUGCCGAUGAUGACCUGUGCAGGGCAUUUGGGUUUGUUCAUUGCUUGAAUCAACGGGAGGUUGGAAACCUCAUGUGCAUAUACUCUGCGCUCGUCAAAUUCCACCAGCCAAGAUUCAUACAGGGCCUGAUCGAUGAGCUGAAGCUGGGGAAAUACACGGCAGCUUGGGUCCUGGAGCGCAAGUCGUAUGGAGGCGCUUGCAACAGGGAACACCAGUGCUUGUCGUGGUAUACUCGGAGACUCUCGACAGGACUUACCAUCCCAGACUGGGAAUCUCAGUAUCUUUACCAGAUAAUAGCUGUCCAGAUCACUGCAUCGAUGUUCCAGAUUGACGACUGGGAUUUCUUAAAUCGGCCUGAGCAAUUAGUAACUCGGCUCUACACCAUUCUAUUCCGCAGCUUCAACAACAUCCCAACCGAGAUAUCUGCCGAGUGGAUCAAUUUUGGCUUUUGCUACUGCACCGACAGGGCUCAAACUGAGGCGCUGGCAGAUGCUUAUAUUAGCCUAGCAGAGAGUGGAGCGACGCUCGCCGAGAUCGCCGAUACCUGGGAAAAAGAGACUCUCUUGGACUUGAUGGAAACAAAGGGUAUUGACGUGAGCCUACUGCGCAAUAACCAGAUCGCGCUACACAAGCCUCCCCCGGCCGAGUUUGGGGCAUACCGUCUGGUGGCUGAGGUCAAGCACGCGCUCUCUGGCAUGUAUUGUGAAUGCUUCAUUGGGGCCCGCUAUUUCAAGUCCAAGUGCGAGCCCUUUCUCAGCAUGGAGUCAGAAUAUGACUACGGAUUCACAGCAACUAAUGCAUGGGAGCGCUGGCAACUCCUCAGGUUCUACCAUCGCCUGUUCUCCGUCCCUGGCUUCAGUGCGCGUGAGAUGCAGAAGGCAAGACAUAGCCAGGACCCUCAGGCCUUGGAGAAAUACCUGGACUCUCUUGUUCCGGGAUUUCGAUACACUAUUUUAGACGUUCAUCUGGCCGAUGGAACAUUUCCGAGCCUGGGGAAUCGCGUGAGCUUUCGCAAUGGUCUGCCGACAUGUUAUCAUAUUAUCCAUCCUGUGCGUACUCCAGUAGGACUAUAG
Molecule: messenger RNA, 3159 nt
Organism: Aspergillus versicolor CBS 583.65
Lineage: Eukaryota; Fungi; Ascomycota; Eurotiomycetes; Eurotiales; Aspergillaceae
Exons: 3
Coding region: 1-3159 (1052 amino acids)
Source: RefSeq, a predicted model, not a curated record